Messenger RNA from Gryllus bimaculatus (two-spotted cricket), 2987 nucleotides. The record is from the annotation of a GenBank genome assembly. Lineage: Eukaryota; Metazoa; Arthropoda; Insecta; Orthoptera; Gryllidae.
CAAUCUCAUUUUGGCUGAUUUUGACACUGCACUAAAACAGUUAUGCAUGUUGUUACAAUAUCGAUUCUCUUUUUCGAGAUAUCGCAAUUAAAAAGUCGAGAUUGUUAGAUUGAUGUAUUUUACUGCCCAUUCAAAAUUCGGGAAACGUGUUCUCGUUUCAGGUAUUCUGUUUAUUAACAACCUCGAUUCAUAUAAUACUCGAGAAUGUUCAUAAGUUGCCAUGACAACAUAUACAAGUAUUACCACGGUGCGACAAGAGUGCGAGACUCGCUGAGACGUAUUAAUACAUAUUACGUAUUUAAUUCAUAAUACGCAAAAAAAAAAAAAAAUUAUCCGAUCAUGUUUAUUCAGAAUUUGCAGAUAAAAGAUGGCGAAUACACGAAGACAAUAUAUACAAUGAUACGGGAUCAAAGAUAUAAUGAUGCAAUACAAGUAUUGGGUAAUGUGCUAGAAACAAAUGCAAAUUCACGAGCUGGUCUCUCCCUUCUUGCAUAUUGUUACUUUUAUGUGCAAGAUUUUGUAAAUGCAGCAAAUUGUUAUGAACAGUUAACCUUACUGCAUCCUGAAGAACCAGAAUAUAGGUUGUACUAUGCCCAAUCAUUAUAUCAGGCAUGUCUUUAUGAAGAAGCUAUGAAAGUUACUUCACAAAUUGAUGAUCCAAAUUUUCUUCCAAAGGUUAAUAAGUUGAAAGCUGCUAUAAAAUUUGGUGAAGAGGACUUGGCAGGUACUAAGAGUUUGGUUGACAGUGGUCCACCUGAUGAUCCAGACACUGAGAUAAAUCUUGGUUGUUUGUUAUAUAAGGAAGGAAGAUAUGAAGAUGCCUUACAGAAGUUUACAACAGCUUUGCAAAUAACAGGAUACAAUCCCCAUCUUUCAUAUAAUAUAGCUCUGUGUUAUUAUAAACUUAAAGAAUAUGCUCCAGCUCUAAAGCAUAUAUCGGACAUUAUUGAACGUGGCAUUCGAGAUCAUCCGGAAUUAAGUGUUGGAAUGACAACUGAAGGAAUUGAAGUAAGAAGUGUUGGCAAUACUCUAACUUUACACGAAACAGCCUUGAUUGAAGCUUUCAAUUUAAGGGCAGCCAUUGAAUAUCAACUGAAAAACUUUGAAGCAGCCCGUGAGGCAUUGACAGAUAUGCCUCCUCGCUCUGAGGAAGAACUAGACGCAGUCACACUUCACAAUCAAGCCCUCAUGAAUAUGGACUGCAAGCCUACUGAGGGCUUUGAGAAGCUACAGUUCUUGCUUCAACAGAAUCCAUUCCCUCCUGAGACUUUUGGCAAUCUCCUACUUCUAUAUUGUAAAUACGAAUAUUAUGAUUUAGCAGCUGAUGUAUUAGCAGAAAAUGCUCACCUGACUUAUAAAUACUUAACCCCAUACUUGUACAGCUUUUUAGAUGCACUUAUAACCCAACAAACAUCUCCUGAAGAAGCAUACCGAAAAUUUGAUGAAGUAGCUUCCAAACACACAGAAACUUUGCGUAAACUAACCAAACAAGUUCAAGAAGCAAGGCAAAACCAUGAUGAUGAAUCAGUUAAGCGAGCUGUUGCUGAAUAUGAAGAGGCACUUGACAGAUACAUCCCUGUUCUAAUGGCACAAGCCAAAAUUUAUUGGGAUUUAGAAAAUUAUGCUCAAGUUGAAAAAAUAUUCAGAAAAUCAGUGGAAUUUUGUAAUGAAAAUGACACUUGGAAACUCAAUGUGGCUCAUGUUUUGUUUAUGCAAGAAAAUAAAUUCAAAGAAGCUACAGGAUUUUAUGAGCCUAUUGUUAAAAAAAAUUAUGAUAAUAUAUUAAAUGUCAGUGCAAUAGUGCUAGCAAAUCUGUGUGUGUCUUACAUAAUGACAUCCCAAAAUGAAGAAGCUGAAGAAAUGAUGCGGAAAAUUGAAAAAGAAGAAGAGCAGUUAGCCUUUGAUGAGCCAGAUAAGAAAGUUUUUCAUCUCUGUAUAGUAAACCUUGUUAUAGGUACAUUAUAUUGUGCUAAAGGUAAUUACGAAUUUGGAAUUUCGAGAGUCAUUAAAAGUUUAGAACCAUACAACAAGAAAUUAGGCACAGAUACUUGGUUUUAUGCUAAACGAUGUUUUCUUUCUCUUAUUGAAAAUCUCGCAAAACAUGUAAUUGUGGUAAGGGACUCAGUCUUUGCAGAAUGCAUUCAGUUUUUAGAAAACUGUGAAGUUCAUGGGCGAGAUGUGAAGACAGUUAUUGAACAACCCCUUGAAGAAUCACACCUUCACCAAGGAAUGAACACUGUGACAUACGAAGCCAGACACUUGAAGGCACUUCUCUUACGAUUGCAGAUGUACUGAGUGUUUCUGCUCAAAGCAUGCACAAAUUAGUAUAGACGUGAUAAGCAUUUGUAAAUAAGUAUGUUAAUUUAAUCAUAUUUUAGGAGAUAUUAUUAUCAUUGCACAGUAACAAGACUUGAAAGAGAAAUGGUUAAGAUUAAUCAUGAUACAGAUAUGAAUCCUACACAUUCAGUCACUUUAUUAACACUCAAAAAUACAUAUUAAAGAAUGUCCUACAUAAAUCUUCAACAAAGUUGAUUGACUAAUAAUUAAGAUUCAUUACAUAAUUAUUCUUAAAAUAUUAGUGAAAAAUUAUAGAAUAAAUUUCCAAGUUUUAUUGUAAAUAUAUAUUUUCAUAUUUAAUUGUACAUAUCUUCAAAUUCUUAAAAAAAUAUACUGUCUCUUUCAAAAAAAUACUUUUUUGAUAAAUAUCCUUAAUUGCAAUUCAACACAUCAUAUUGUAUGAUGAAAAAAAUAAUGCGAUUAUUUGAUAAGAAAAUAAACAUAUAAUUAAGGUUUUUGAAUGUAGUAUUUUCAUACUCUCUGAGCUAACACAUUUCUCCAAAGAAGUCAGAAUGCUUUGCCAUGAAAUGAAGAGUCCUAAAUUGAAAUCUUAGCACCCAUAUCUUUGUGCAAAACACUCCCCAAAACAAUAAAUGAAAAGUUUAUAAAUAACUUACGACUUAUUAUCAUUUUCUGCGUACAUGAUGGGG